CGCACUUCAGCCAAGUCGGCGCACUUGGACGAUUUACACAACAAAAAGCUGCACAACAGGCUUCGGGCGGCUGCUCCUGUGCCCCUCCUUGGCCACGCCGCCCUGCUGCUGUCGAAAGAAUGGCGUCAAGCUACGAGAUUAGUGUAGAGAGCGACGGCCAAAAAAAUGAGAGCUACAAACUGCGCGUCUCGCGCGACGGCCGGACCUGGAACGCCGUCAAGGACCAGGCCCAGCUCGACGCUUUUCAUGCCCGCGCCACGCGCCUCGGCGCGACGAACGGCGUGGCCUUUUCGACGAAGCCGGUCGAGCUCGAGGCCUACCUCAGCGACGUCGCGCGCCACGCGUCUUCAUCCGAGAAGGAGGAGCUCGUCUCAAGCUUCCUCGAGGCCGAGGACGACGAGCGGGGCGCCGAGCGGGCGUUCCUGGAGGAACUGGCCGCUGUUGUAAAAUGCCGCGUCUCGCGCAUCAGUUCGUCGAUCCCGGCACGCCAUCGACGCGACGCCAUCGCAGGUCCCCGACGCCGCCGCGCGCACCAAAUUAGCAGACCGCUUCGCUUCAUAUGUAGCGACGAGAGACGCCUCGACGGACGCUGACGUUGCUCUCCAACGCGCGCGCGACCAAGCUGCUCGAGAGGCGCGGGACGCCCUCUCGCGAAAAACGGCGGCGAUCCUCAAGGCCGUGAGAAGGACCUGUGACGAGCACCGGAGGGACCGCGACCGUAUUCUAGCUGAGAGCGCCGCGUCCGUGGCCGCCGCGACGCGGGAAGCGUUGAGCGAGGGCGAGAAGUUCGACGGUUUACGAGCUCUAGCCAUGGGCGCCAUCCAGUCGGCCCAGGGGCGCGCCGACGCGCAGUGCGCGCGCCUCACGAAGGAGAACGAGGCGUUGCGCGAGGAGCUUCGCGACGUCGUCAAGCGGGGCGUCUCCGACCUCUCAAAUUCGUCGACGAAGGACGAGCCCUUCGCCGCGCGCAAGCAGCAGAUCGUGACGUCGUCGUCUGGAUCUGGUUCGUCAGGAGACUCGUCUGGUGGGUCGCAACGCGGGUCCUCGAAUUCGGAAGAUGGAGAUGAACAUCAUAUUGGCCGGGCCGAGCCGACGGCCCACGCCAUUGUGGACUCCAUCGUGAAGGCUACCGUUGAGAGCCAUGGGAGAGAUAGUGUGUUAGCUAAGCGAUUGGUCGCGGCCGAGGAGCGGGAACGGAGCCUGCUGCACCACAUCCUCGAGUUAAGAGCAGCUCUCAUGGAGCAGGGCGGCGCGCCGCCGCCGUUACCUCCCACAUUACCGCCGCGCGCGCCGCGUCCGUCAACACGCGAGGUCGACGACGACGUCGAGGACGCGCGCGGCGACGCCUCGUCGUGACACGGUGCUGCUUCCCGCCCUUAUCUCCCCUAAUCCUAAUUGUCCGGGCCGCGUAAGCGAGCGCAUAUCUAUA
This is a messenger RNA of Pelagomonas calceolata, 1429 nucleotides long. The record is from the annotation of a GenBank genome assembly. Lineage: Eukaryota; Pelagophyceae; Pelagomonadales; Pelagomonadaceae.